Molecule: messenger RNA, 4913 nt
Organism: Mya arenaria
Lineage: Eukaryota; Metazoa; Mollusca; Bivalvia; Myida; Myidae
Product: protein FAM81A-like
Exons: 6
Coding region: 551-1753 (400 amino acids)
Source: RefSeq, a predicted model, not a curated record
AUAGUAAUAACAUGUGUACGAGGUCAUCAUAACAGAAUGUGAAAUAAUGAUGAUAUUAACAAGAAAACUUUAUUGCCAUACAUUAUCUCUUUUUAAAAAAAGACUGUAUAUAACUCAAAAAGGAUAUGCUAGAAAUGAUGGAUCCAUAUGUCGAAAUGCUUCUCAUAUGUUUUAGAUCUGACGCGUUAGUAAUAGUGGACAGUAACCGUACUAGGUAAGUUUGUUAAACGAACUCGCCCACUGACUCGACUGGUUUUCACUUGGUUUAAAUAAACGAUCGACUGUAUACAAAUAAAUGUGACCUAGUCGAGCACAAACUUGUUUACAAAACAUGGCGUCAAUCAAUUAGUAACGUCAGAAAUCAUAUAAAUUUCAACUAUUAAGACAUUCAAACUCCUGCACAACUAUGUGAAAUAUUGACUCGAGUAUUCAGAGAGCAUUGGACACUUUAAUUAUAUUAUUAUACAUCAUUGUGUGGAGACAUACAUACAAACCUUAACAAGAGUGCAAGUGACUGCAUUGAGGAGGUAUUAUUGAGGUCAGAGUCGCCAUGGCUGGAAGACACAGGCAACAGUUACGUGCCCCUUAUGACACAACUGAUGAUUAUGAUUCCUUUCCUCCACCUAAAAGACAGCAGAAUGGUAUUCCCGAGUAUGACACAAGAUACAACUCACCUCGCGUGCAGGAACUUCCUCGUUCACGUGGGACAUCCAGGAACCCAUCAAGAUUGGACAUUCUUGAGGACAGGAUUGCGCAACAAGAGAAGAAUUCACAAGCCGUGAUGGAUCGAGCAUUCAAGACAAAAGAAGAUGUGAUUGAGAGUUUAAACUACACACACGGGACGUGGCAGGAAGAGAAACAUGCCCGAUCCAUGUUACAGGAACACAUCCGCACGAUCACGGCAGUUGUCAACAGGCUCAAUGGUGAUAUUUCCAAUCUGGAGGAGCAGAUAAAAGCCCGAGACAAUGCCGCCGUGGGCACCAACUCAGCUGUCAAGAAUCUCGAGGUUCACCACGUGGCUACCCUCACCGACUUAAGGGGGCGGGUUGUGCGGUGUGACUCCUCUCUCGCAAAACUCUCGCAGGAGAUCCGGCAGUGUUUCGAGGCUGUCAAACAGGUGGGGCAGGGGCAGUCAGACCAGCAGAACAGACUUCUGGACAGAAUACAUGAGAUGGAGUCAAAGAUUGUGUCACUCACGGGAAGUUUGGAGCGUACACAUGGGGAAUCGAAGAUGAAGAUGCAGCACAUAGAGAGCGACGCAGGACAGCAGAUGGCGCAACUUGAUGCUCGCACUCGCCAGGUGAUAGACGAUCUGAAACACAGCAUCAAUACAUUCCAGCAGCACGCAGAGGUGGAGCGCGAAAAGUUUGAAGGCAAGCUGCUUGCCAUGAUGGACAGUCAAGCGCAAGUCCAGAACCAGGCAGUGGAAAAGCUUGAUGGUCGUUUGGAAGAGCUACAAUAUGUGAUGGAGGAACGCAUGAACAAACUUGACAACAUGAUCCGUGCUGAGGGUGAACGCCUCUCCGAAAUGCAGCAGCACAUAGAGAACAAGGUGAUAACAAGGCUGGAUGCGGCUAUCCGCCAGCAGCACGACGAAAUUGCCAAGGUGAAACGUGACACUAGAGACGGCUUCUCAACGGUGCAUGAGAGCAUCAGCAACAUGAAGACGGUGAUGGAGGGCAAGAGGAAACUCCUCGAGGACCAGCUACGCAAGGAGAUCAGCCAGAUUCGAAAAAUGGUUGUUCUGGUCUGAGGGUGUGAGAGUUAAGGGGAGGGAGUCUAGGGGUGAAAGGGAUCUUUGGUUGAUUAAUGCAGCACGAGAAGUAUGUUCUGGAAAUUGAAUUAUGAGGUUGCAAGAUAAUGUUGAAGCUUAUUAAUGGAGUCCAAAACUUUGAAUGAAAUUCUUUUUAUGCUCCUCUAGAUAGUAUAUAGUGUUUGCACUGUCUGUCAUUCCAUUUGUAUGUUCUGAACAAAAUUUUGUCUGCACAAUAAUUCACUCUGAACUAUAAAAUUUCAGUGGCUGGUUGCCUCUGACCAAAUAUGACCCCUAUUGUUUGGGGGGUCACUAGGUCAAAAAUCAAGGUCAAUAGUCUAUUGAAAACUUGCACUACCUAACUGUUCAUGCACUAACUGGAGACCAGUUUGACCUAGGACCAUCAAACUUUAGUGGCAGGUUGCCCUUGACCAGUAGAUGACUUGUGUUUUGGGAUCACUACCGUAGGUUAAAGGUCAAGAACACAGUCAACAGUCUUUGUCCACAAAAUUACUUGACAAUUUAUUGAUAUCUAUGACCAUGGAAAUUCAGUGGCCUGCAGAUGACCCUAUGAUUUUGGUCAAUAUGUCUAAGGUUAAUUGUCAAUGCUUUGAAUUGAAUUAUCAUAUCUUUCUGAUCAAGUGGCACUCACGGGGCAUAUCAUUUGACAAACAUCACUCGUUGUUUCUUACUAGUUAUACAUCUUUUUACUCAAAUGAAAUAAAAAAUAAAUGUAUAAAUUAGUAUUUUCAUAAAAAACAAAAUAUUAAUGCUAUAGUGAUUGGUAUUGCACUACAGAUUAACAAUAUUUUUAGCACCUUUUGUUUUAGUUACCUUUUGUUAAAAACUCAGGGUUAAAUACUUUCAGAGAUUUUAUUGAAAUUGCCAAAAGUAUGUUAACUUUAUGUAGUCAAAUAUAAUCAAAAUUAGAAUAUGUCAUACACCUCCAAGACUUCAUUGAUUUGUUCUAAUGUUAAGAUAUUUCAAGCUACAUGAUAAUUAUUCAGUCAAAAUGUGCUGUCAACAAACUUUUGUGUUAAGAAUAGAUGCAAUUCAAUUUAAGACGCAUGUUUAUUUUAUUCUGGAUUUAAAAAAUGCAAGACAUAGUAUUCUUAAAUAACGAUAAAACAAGAUUUUUUCAAGAAAAGGAUUCAUGUGCUCAUUAUUACAACGGUGUGUUCAUUUGUGUAGGAAAUGCAUGAAAAAUCUUAAUUCACUCAUAUUUUUGUUUUAGUUCUUUUUGAAGAUUUUUCAAGAGCUUAUCCUUUGUUCUCAAUUUUAAUGCUGUAUUUGUUUUUUUGUAUUUUGUUUUCUAUUAAUUUUGAAUCAUUUAAUAAUACUUAAAGAGAAGUUUGCCAUAGCCAACACUGACACCUCCAGUGAAUCAAUCACUAAGUAUAAAUUUUGUCCAGAGUGCAAAAUUGAAUACCAAGGUAAAAAGCACAAGUGUAAGAAGGUCUAAUUUCCAUGACUGUAAUAGGAUCAUUAUUACUGAGUUAUACGUUUUUUUCACAAAAUUAUGAGAAUUGCUUCAACAUUCAAGCUGUUAUUGUUCGAUGUCACAAUAUGCCAAAUAGCAUCACACCGAAGUUUGGUUAUUGUCACUGAAAUAUAAUCAAGUGUUGUUUUACAUGGCACAUAUGAAUUGUGUGAAAUAGUAUUCCACAUUUUGUACAUUUUUGGAUUCAGGUGCCCAGAAUUGCAUUGGCUCUUUGCACCCGGGUACAGUUUUUGUGGCUGAAAUAUGCAUCAAGUGUUGUUUUACAUGGCACAUGUGAAAUAGAAUUGCAUGAUAUGUAAAUAUUGGGGUCCAGAUGAACUUACCCAUAGGUAGAACAAUCAUUAUUUGUUACUUGUUAGUCUCGUCUUCCACUGUGAUACGCGUGUUGUUUUACAUUGGAAUCUUUAUGGCAUGUUGUAUUUACAUACCAUCAAGUUAUUGUUGUAAAUGGGGUCAGUUAUUUUUAUCAAGUUGUACUUGCAAGAACUAUCGAUUUAUCUUUUAAAGCUGUUUCUAUGUCAUCUUAUAUUACAAAGAGUUUUGUAUUUUUCAUGCAAGUAAAUUUUACCAAUGUUAUUUAUAUCAAAGAUACUUUUUAUUUUAUUUCGUAUAUGUUUUAGUUGGGACACUCCUCUUGUCAAUUGCAACAUGUUUGUGCCAACCUUGAUAUUGUAUCACACAUUUUUGGCAUCGAGUUCAUUAUACAUUUGUAUUUUACCAUAUCAUUUAGCCAUAGUAAUAUACAUGCUAUAUAGUUUGUUUUCCUGUGUGUUGUAGAUAGAAUAUGUUAGUUCAGAAGCAACUUUUACAUUCCAAUUCCGUCCAUUAUGUUUGAUGUCCAGAUAUUUAUAUCACCAUUCAUUAUUGCUGCCAUCAUUUGAGUGUCGAGCAAGUUGUGAUAUGCUGGUAUAAAAACGAGUGCCACAUUUUGUAUGUCACUUCCAUGCCCAUCAACUUAUGGCAUCUGCAUGUUGAUAUUUCCUUGAUUUCCUUCCUGUCAAAACUUUUAUCUCACCCGUUUUUGAAAAAAAUAAUUGGUUCUAUUGUUGGUAAAAACGUUGACCUUAACUGAAUAACCUUUCAUUAUUUUCAAAGGGAACUCAGUAAUCUUAUUGCCAGAGACAAGACGCACAUAUACAAGGCCCAUAGUUAAGGCUUCAAUAAUUGUUGAGUCAUACCCUCUUUUUUAAAUAAGAACCGCUCACUUUUGUUCAUAUGACUGUAAAACCUAAGCUUAUUCCACAGACUAAAAUCAAAUUAUAAGAUUUUUAAAAACCUUUUAACGAUCAAGUAUAUACCAUAAUGCCAAAAUACAGCAGUAUUUAAUUUAGUUAAACAACAGUAACCAUCAUCAUGAAUGUAGUUUUGUAACCAGUCUAGUCUGAACUGUCAAGUUUUCUAUCAUGGCUGUAUUCAUGUUCAUUCAUUACAUUGUCAGGGUUUAGAUCCAAAAUACAUCUUGCAAAUGCAUUUUCAUGGUAUUUCUAUAAAUAAAACUAUAAAUUAAAAAAACUGCUUGUCUUGUGUUUUUGUAGUUCAUAUGCCACAAGACGAUACAAUCCUGUCUUGUGUGUCAUUUUUAGAUACCGCACCAAUUAUCCCCUCCCUGGAAGCAUGUGAUCACAGCUUCUUUCAUCUGACAGGUGGUACAUUCAUCCA